AAGUUGCAAAUAAUAUGUAGUUUUACUCUUGUUUAACCUAACAUUAUAUAUACCGUUACACAGAUUGGUCUUUUAUUUUCAGUUUUUAUAAGAAAAUUAGUUAUGGAUCAUUGGACUCUACUAAAAGCCAUUGUAAUAUGUUGCGUAUUGAAUACACCAGAAUCAUUCCAACUCCAUUUGAACUCCACAAAUGCUGAUCACAAAGAAAUCCACCAAAAUUGUAUUGAAUGCGAGAGAGUCACCAGAAUAACAUUGAUGCCUUUGUCUUCCAUUUACUUCCAUGAAAUACGGAAAAACCUUUUUUUACCUCAUGUUUUAUCUGAUCACAGCAAGCUGGAACUUAUCGAUUUAAAGGAAACUUGCUUGAAACCAGUAUUGACAAUGAACAUAAAGACACAUUCUAACAAAAUAAAACAAAAGCCAGCAAAAAGAAAAUCAAUUUUUUAUGUGCGUGGUAACCAGUUUAGAAGAUGGUUUUCAUAUUUGAGCGAUCUUGUAGGAGAGUAUUUACCUAGCAGGAAUAGCAUUUGUGUUGAGUGCGUUCGGCGAAAGAAAAUAAUACCUGUUUCUAAACUAAAACGCACCAAGUAUGAAGAGUUCAAACUGCUUCUGUAUGGCCCAUUUGUGAGAAGAAAUACUCAUUCGUUAACGUGUCAACUGCCACAAAACGGUAAAAUAUCUUCAAAAUUUGUGCAGCAAAAUUACAGUAAUGUCAAUGAAAACGGUUCCUUUAAGCGUGAGGAAAAUAAAAGAAAUAGUAAUUAUACUGGCUGGUUUACUGAUAUUAAUAAAUACUUUCAAAGUCACCUUUCUAGUAGAAAAGAUUCUCAGGAAAUUAUAGUAGAAACACAAGAAAAGAUUACUUCGCAAAGUAGGUUCAGUUUGUUCAAGGAUGAAGAGUGGUAUUACUGGUUUGGCAGAGUUCUUAGAUUAACAUGUUUAUCGAAAAUAGACUACCAUCCUCAUUUGAAAAAGGAGAAGAAAAGUUUAUAUCAAAAUGAGUCUAGCAAUCCAGAUGCGAGUAGAAAUGAUUCUUCGACUUUAAGUCCUAUUGCAAGUGCAAAUGGAACACUUGAGACUGCACAGAUGACGGAUGGAGUAAGUAGAGAUGUAUGGUAUGAACAUUGGUUUUAUCACUUUAAUUCUUACUUUAAAUCGAAACCUUCUAGAACAGGUGUAAACACAUCAGAUGUAUUAGAUGAAGACAAGAGAAGAACUGAAAGACGUAUCCAUCCUGAUAAUUUAACAUCGAAUUGGUGGCAUAGAUUUAUAUUAUCUUUAAAAUUAGUGACGAAAAAUAAACUUUUUACCCAAAAUAAAACACAUGAUUGCAAAAUAGUAAUCAAAAAAUCUGUAAAACAGAAUUGGUAUGAGCAAUUUUUAAGUUACUUCAGACUUUCAUGCACACGACUAGUCAAGACAACACCGGUGGAAAUGACACAUGUAGAAAAAGAAACAAGUUCAAGUACUAAUAUAGACCAGGUGAUUGAUGCAAAAACUAAAUCUGAGAAAAACGUAACUUCUCCUGUACCAGUUAGCUCCAAUGUUUUAACUACAGCACAAGAAAGGCCUACUCCCUGGCCAAUUGUUAUGGUUACAAAACCUUAUGGUAAGAAUAUCACCGAAAGUAUAUUCUCUGCUGAAAAAGAAGUCGACAUUAGUCAAUACGCUAAAAGAAAGAUAUUUCUACAUACAAGCAGACAAAUAAGAGGUGAAGUCGAUGACGCCAGUUUGUUUUUUCUCCUUGUCGCCUGUUUUACAUGCUGGUUUUUACAUAAAGCAAUCCCAUCCAUCUUUAGAAGAUCUACCUUACCACACAGUGUAGCAGUUCCAGACGUUCUUCCGCCGAAAAAAAGCGAUCCCACAACUAUCACGAAACCUGUAGGUGUGACAACGUCAGUCACCAAGAAGAAAUGUCGCAAAAUGCUUUGCCCACCAGCUGUAGUGAUUGCUGUGCGAAGAACAUUAGAGUUAGAAUUGGUCGUUGCCGCAGUCGAAGUAAGUCCUUAUCCAAACUACCGGACGAAAACGUGCGGUUUAAAGUGUUGAUACGGGAAAUGAUGGUUGUCGUAUAAUAAUGAAGAAUGUACUUGCAUUUUUUGUUAGCUGUUCACUUUUAUUAAAGAUAUACUUUAGAGAAGAAAACAUUCGCGAGUCACUAAAUAACGAAAUUAAGUGUUUUUCUUUCGCGAAUAACCCUUUUUUUCGGGCAAAGAAAAACUUUUUCGAAUGGUCAAGAAUUAACUUUUGCGAUAGACACAGAUUUUGAUUAUAAUUCGUUUAAGGAGGUCAUGAAAUAGCGUGUGUAGUGGCAAUAAAAGCAACGGUAAAAAAGCAAACGAUUUUAAGUCGAUUAAAAGACUUGGGUAGUGAUUAUUACACGAAACCUUAAACAAUUAAUGUUUUGUUCACCUCACAAAAUAAUUACAAGCUGAUAUUUUUUACGAGAAGUAAUUUUCACGAAAUUUUAUCGCUUGUUACGGAAGCAAGUAAACGCUAAAUUUCCACUGUGCGUAAAUUUAGCGUUUUCGGCCAAAAAUAAUGAAAUCGCGAAAGAAAGAUUUGAAAAACGGUGUCGACAUAUCGACACAUUGAACUGCUCAAUGUUACGAAGAAAAUGUCUGUACAUUGAACUCUGAUUAUGCCUCUUUUGCAAACUUUCAUCAAAACCAAACACGUAUUGAUAUAAAACGAUUUCCAUCAACUUUUUAAAAAGUGCUUAUAUUUAUUUGUUUCGUUUGUCUUUUUAUAUUUAUACUUUUUAUAAUAUAAUGUAUACAUUUUUGUAAAUGUUGUUAUGAUAAUAUACAUAUUUACUGAAUCAAUUGAAA
Hydractinia symbiolongicarpus is the source of this 2831-nucleotide messenger RNA. RefSeq lists its product as uncharacterized. The record is from RefSeq and is a predicted model, not a curated record. NCBI's taxonomy places the organism in Eukaryota, Metazoa, Cnidaria, Hydrozoa, Anthoathecata, Hydractiniidae. The coding region runs from base 103 to 2049 and encodes 648 amino acids. The transcript has 4 exons.